AUGUCUGAAGCUACGGAGCAGACUGCGCCUGUCGUGGACGAGACAGCCACGGCCUUCGAAGAGCCCCAAGUUUCCCCAGGGAAGCCGGCUGAGGAGAAGCCAGCCGAAGAGACUGCGACCCCAUCCGUCGAUACUCUCGGCCCCUCUGAUGCCCAGAAAGCUGCCGACCAAGCAGAGUCCACUACCAUUACCCCCCUCGUCGGCACACCCAGUGUGGGCACCCCCAACACCGACUACCUCAUCGCGAACGAUCAAGACCCCAACUCUAAGAAGGUUACAAUUGCCGACUUAUCAGCAAAGGGAUCUGCCCUGUAUGCCCACAAGAACUACGAGGAGGCCGCUGAGGUCUUCUCACGUGCCAGUGUUCUUCAAGCCGAAGUCAACGGCGAGACGUCACCUGAUAAUGCCGAGAUCCUUUUUCACUAUGGUCGCAGCUUAUUCAGAGUUGGCCAAAGCAAGAGUGAUGUUUUAGGAGGCCCUGCCGCUUCCGAGAAGAAGAAGAAGAGCGCAGAGAGCAAGUCCAAGAAGCCUGCGCAGCCUGAGGCACAGAAGGUGACGCAAGAAGGACUUGGGAUUGUUGCCGAGCAGGGAGAAAAGAAGACCGAGGACAUCAAGGGAGAUAAGAAGCCCCUGUUCCAGUUUACUGGCGAUGAGAACUUUGACGAGUCAGACGAGGAAGAGGCCGAGGGCGAGGGUGAAGAAGAGGAAGAUGAUGAUGACCUGGCCACCGCUUUUGAGAUCCUCGACCUUGCCCGAGUCUGCUUCAUGAAGAAACUCGAGCUUCUCGAACAGGAGGAAUCCGAAACCAUCGGCAAAGGCAAGGAGGCUGCAGAGGGCGAUUCGCCUACCGUCCGGCACGUGAAGGAGCGUCUUGCGGACACUCACGAUGCCCUCGCUGAGAUUUCUCUCGAGAAUGAACGAUAUCCCAACGCCAUUGAAGACGGCAGGACCUCACUCAAAUAUAAGCUGGAGCUGUACCCCGAGGAGUCGGAGGUCAUUGCCGAAGCCCACUUCAAGCUUUCGCUGGCGUUGGAAUUUGCUUCUGUGACAACUGCUGGUGACGAUGGCGCAAAUUCCAAGCGAGAGGAGAUGGACCAAGGUCUGCGAGAUGAAGCCGUCAAGGAAAUGGAGCUCGCUAUCAAGAGCUCAAAGCUCAAGCUUCAGAAUAAGGAGGUUGAGCUGGCCACUAUGGCCUCACCCGAGGAUAACGAGCUGGCACGCAAAUCCAUCCAGGAGAUGAAGGAAGUCAUUGGGGACAUGGAGCAGCGACUCGUCGAACUGCGCAAUGACCCCAUUGACGCCAAGGAUAUUCUGGGUGCUGAUGCUGGACCCAUCGGUGGCAUUCUUGGUGCUGCCCUUGGCGAGUCUGCUGCAGAGACUAAGGCCCGUGUUGAUGAGGCCAAGAAGACAGCAACUGAUCUUAGUGGACUUGUCCGCAAGAAGAACAAAGACGAAUCUGCCGGGGAACCUGAAGCUGCACGCGGGCCUGAAGCGGAGACCAACGGCAAGCGAAAGGCAGAAGAGCCUGCUGAAGAUACCGAGACCAAGAAGGCCAAGGUGGAAGCUUAG
Messenger RNA from Fusarium fujikuroi IMI 58289, 1569 nucleotides. Its product is annotated as related to histone H1-binding protein. The record is from RefSeq and is a predicted model, not a curated record. NCBI's taxonomy places the organism in Eukaryota, Fungi, Ascomycota, Sordariomycetes, Hypocreales, Nectriaceae. The transcript has 4 exons. Gene Ontology annotation, molecular function: histone binding. Gene Ontology annotation, biological process: CENP-A containing chromatin assembly; DNA replication-dependent chromatin assembly. Bases 1 to 1569 code for a protein of 522 amino acids. Gene Ontology annotation, cellular component: nucleoplasm.